This is a messenger RNA of Hemibagrus wyckioides, 4774 nucleotides long. RefSeq names its product protein SOGA1. The transcript is spliced from 11 exons. NCBI's taxonomy places the organism in Eukaryota, Metazoa, Chordata, Actinopteri, Siluriformes, Bagridae. The record is from RefSeq and is a predicted model, not a curated record. Gene Ontology annotation, biological process: regulation of autophagy. Bases 205 to 4425 code for a protein of 1406 amino acids.
GGUUGGAGUUAAAUUCACAUGCCAGUAUGGGAGUGCUGUACUUGGUGUAAUCGCGCGGUCAGUUCUUUACGCACUUAUUCACCAUUAAGUUUUACGCGCCUCUGUUUUAAAAAUAUGGACAAAGACUCAAUAGAUUAACUUCAGUUUUUGUCAAGCUAUUACUGCGUCUUUUUUUUUUUCUUUGAUUUUCACAGUGUGUCUCGUAUGACGAAAACAAAAGUCAAGGCUAGUUCUCCAGUUUACGCGCUCCCAUCCGGCGCGGUUAAAGCAGAAGCGCACAAGAUGAACCAAACCAAAGCUAUAGACGCGCAUUCAAAACCAAAACGGGAGCCGAACAGCAGCCGAAAGGAAAUCAAACGCUAUGAGAAAGCCAAGAGAUCGGCUCCCGGCUUAGUGAAGAGUCGAAACAAACCUUGCGGCCGCAGGACAGUAUCAGAGGCCAGCAGCGCAGGUGAUGGUUUGAGUAAAGACUCCGGUGGAAAGACGGACAGCAGCUCAGAGACGUCCGAUUGCACUUCUGAGGAAAACAGAGCAGCCAGCAGCUAUGUGCAGAGCAACAACUUUGAGAUGGACAACUUAGGCGCAGAUGCAGAGAGGACAGAGGGUUGGGGAGGAAAAGUACCCGAAAUGAUCGACUGUGAUUUUCCUAACAGCACCAUGACACCAGCACCUGGUAUAGCAGAGAGAAACAGAGACUACUUCAGCUCUGUGUACGGCAGAUGGAAGUUCAGCGCGUCCGGAGCUUUAGAGUUCAGUGGAGACGAAGCGCAUGAUGAUCUGCUGAGGGAGAUCGACGACUUACGAUCAGAAAAUGAGUACUUAAAGAACGAGUUGGAGGAGAUACGCUCAGAGAUGCUGGAGAUGAGGGACCUCUAUAUGGAGGAGGAUAUGUACCAGCUACAUGAGCUCAAACAGCAACUGGAACAGGCCAAUAAGACGUGUCGCAUCUUACAGUAUCGCCUUCGCAAGACCGAGAGACGUAGCCUGCGUGUCGCCCAGACUGGCCAGGUGGACAGCGAGCUUAUCCGCACUCUGGAGCAUGAUGUCCAGGUAGCAAAAAGCGUGUCCCUGCGUCUGCACACUGAGCUCGAGGCAGUGCAAAAGAAGAGCUUGCAGCUGGAGUGGGAAAACGAAGAGCUGCGGGAGCAGGUCCAGAAUCUGGAGGUGGCAAAGCAGGUCCUGCAGGCAGAAAUGAACAAAUCUAGAGAGAUGUUUUCACAAAAUUCCCUAAAGAGGAGAAGUUUGAAAUCUGCUGGGAGCAAGAGUGAAAAGAAGAUUUCCCCACAGGAUGACAGUGCAGAUUUGAAAUGCCAGCUACAUUUUGCCAAAGAGGAAUCAGCACUUAUGUGCAAGAAGCUAACUAAGAUGGCUGUGGAAUGUGAGACCAUGCGAGAGGAAUUAUCCAAGUACAGACUGCUUUAUGGCGAUGUUGAUGUAUCUCAGACUGUGGCAGGGACCGUUAACUCUGCUCACACACGGGAAGCAGAGGUCAAAGUUCAUCUUCGUCUGGUGGAAGAAGAGGCUACGCUGCUGAGCCGACGGAUUGUGGAGCUGGAAGUGGAGAACCGAGGGCUGAGAGCAGAGAUGAAUGAAAUGCGAGAGAGAGCUGGAUGGGGCCAGGAAGAGGAAGAGGAGGUUAUAGAGGGCAGAGAGAAGUGUCUAGCAACAUCUUUGCCUCUAGCGAAAGAAAAAGAGGGCAAUGGUUUUACAAAUAAUAGGACCCCAGAGUCUAAUGGCAAUGUACAGUCAGUGGGUGUAGCAGAGAACUGUCCAUUAAGUCAUAUCCUCAGAGAGGAGACAGUGGACGAGGUAACAAACCAUCCUCAAGACCAAAUAGAAAGCGAUGAAAAUGCAAAAAAAGAGCACGGCUGUACCGCUAGCCUGAAGGACCUAGACGCCCUGCUUGCAGUCCGAGACCAAGCUAUGCUAGUUAGAUCAAUUGUCCAGUUCCUAAUCCCACCAGCAAAAAAUGGUUUCUCACCAAUGUCCAACCAAAACUUUAUCUCUAGCCACCCCUUCCUCAGCAAAAUUGAGGUUGAUUCUCAUUGCUUGAAUAAUCCAUGGCUUUUGGAUCCCAUGAUGAGUCCCCUGACCAGUGGACUGGAGGUGCUACAGGCCCAGUUAUGUACCCUUGUUUCAAAGAUAGAUGUUCUGGAAAAUUCUGUGCCUGGUGAAAUUGGUCAAGAUACAAAUGCAGAAAAGAUGCUGGAGACAGUUGAACAAGUAGCACAGCAAUGUCCUAAUGAGAAAAAGACCUGCCAUUCCAACAGCAAUGAGGAGCAGACCUGUAACCAGCCCAGUCUUGAGCUUCUCACAGUACAACUACGCUGGUUCCUCCAGCAAUGGCGCCAAGGGGAGAGACCGUCUGGAGAAGACAGGAGCCUGUUUGAGGUGGACUUCCAGAAGGAUCGUUAUCCUCAAAUGAAGGCUGACUUACUGGGAUCCAAGAAAACUGGCAUGUCAUCUAGAGAAGCAAAACCUCCUGAAAAGUGCCACAAGCAGCUGAGCAGUGCUCUUCUCUCAGAUCUGAAGGCAGCAUUGCAGGAUCUAUGUUGUGAGCUGCAGGAGGAAUACCGCACUGGCCAGCACAUUGCACAACAGUUUGCAGAAGCUAAAGAAGCAUGGACUGUGGAGUGUACAGAGCUCAGGAGCCUUGCAAGUAGGCUGGAUGAUACAGCUGAGACUAAGGAUUCUCCGGACCUAAAGAUGGAACUGCAGAAGGAUUAUUUUGAGGAACUCCAGAACCUUUUAGAUGAGUCCCAUGCUGCAGUUAUUGAUGUGACCAGACAACUGAAAAUAUGUGAGCGCAACUGGAACUGCGAACCUCAGGAGCUCCUAUCAUACCUAAGUGAAGAUCAACUGGACUGGGGCAAGCAAAAUAAGGACACUGAGUCUCAGGCAUUCAAGAGCACCCAAAAAAGAGGAGAAUCUAAGAGAUUAACACAGAGGGCCAAGAAGAAUUGGAUAUACCUCAGCCAAGAUGCAGCUUUGGUAGACAGAGAAGAUCCAUGGAAGACCUGGGACUGUCCCAUCAUGCCACCCAACUUCUCCGAUCUUAAUCUAAAGCAGACAACACCAAAAAAGAGCCACACUGCUCCAGAGAAAACGGACAUCCGUAUAUACUAUAGUCCCCCAUCAACUCGCAGGAUUCUUCUAAGUGCUGUGCCAUUUAAAGAUGAAGACAAAUGUGAAAAGAAACGGGAGAAAGAGGAAACUUUCUGCAACCACUCUAAACGUAUAAAGGAAACGAAUGCCUGUGAUACCUGGCAGGGUACUUUACCUUUUCAGUGCCAGAGCACGAUAGAGCAGGGUCAGUGUGCUAUUAUUAGAUCCAAUUCAUCUUCUGGUUUCCAGUCUUCUGGUGUUUCAUCUUCAUCUUGCUUGCCCUUCAGUGGAUGGGAGGUCUCAGAAAAUCUGAGUGAUGACAUGAAAGAAAUGACAGCUAGUGUGCUUGAACGGAGGAGAAGGAGCAUCUCGGGUAGCCGCACUGUUGGAGUAAUCAGUAUAGGAACCCAGACUCAUUCUCAGCCAAAGGUGAAUAGUGUUGGACUUCAGACUGACAUUUAUCAAGGUGUGUGUGCAAGCAAACACCGGUCACCCAGGGUCAUAUCAUUUGUGUCUGCCCACUCCCAAAAUAUUUCAUCUUCUCUGGAGAGGAUGCCUGGGUCAUUCGAAAAGUCUCCAUCUUGCUCAACUUCACCGAAACAACAGCGAAGACACUCAUCCUCUUUUUCAUCCAGCUCUUCUUCCAACAAUACAAAUUCUUCUUAUUCUUUCAAAUCAGCUUCCUUGUCCUCAUCGUCAUCUCUGACCAGUUCCUCUAGGUUGGAGCCCCCUAAGGAACAUAGUGUAUGGAGUCUUCCUCACUGCAGUUCUAGCAACACGAAGCCCAGUUCAGCAUUCGGUGGUAGCAGUGAGAAGUCUGCUGGUCGUAGGACUGCAGGGAUCCACAAGUAUGGCCUGGUUCAAGAGUUUUUCCGCAACGUGUGUGGUCGUGGAGAGAAAUUAAACCCGCCGAAUACACGGGGGGAGAAAGUACCAGAUAUACGCAGGGAUCAUGCAAGUUCAGCAAGAUUAAAGAAAACUGAAGGGCCUCCAUCUCGGAUUCCCACUGUGCCACUGGGCAGGAGUGACAGUGUCACUAGAAUCGUUAAUCACAGAUUUAUGAAACAGGGUAGAAAGGAUGAGCCACGACCAGCCCAGACACAUACACAGGGUCAGUGUCCAAACCAGACCAAGACUCCCAUGAGUAAGGACAAGGGUUUUGGUCCUGCUGCUUUGGAGGAUGCCCCCUGUGGCUGCAGUUCUCAAACUCUAGCUUCCUGCUUUGCUCGAGUGUCUCGUACCAACCUUCGCCACGCCCACAACCACUGUAAGCUCCGCCCUACAGCAGCUGGUGGGAAAGGGAAUCCGCUUUCUCAGUAAAGGAUGGCAUCACCACUGAUACCAAUAAACAGCUGACAAGAUACUGAAGUAGUGGAGCAGCUACCUUUUAAAUCCAUCACUUGGACAUUUUCAGACUUUUUCAUUAUUCUGAAGAUUUAUUGUAAUACAAACUGGAUUGCUGCAGGCGUACUGAAAGCUUUAAAUGCAGUAUAUAUAUACUACUUUUUUUUAUGCUACAAUUUGUAAUCUAAUGUAUUACAGCCAAGACAUAGAAAUGUUUUUAUUUCUUUGAAGUUUUAUAUGCCUUAGUAUAUACUCUCUACUAAAAUUAGUUAGGAGCCUUAAAAAUAAACAGUUUUACAUUAAUGUCAAAAGCUAUAUAUAAAGU